Messenger RNA from Mesoplodon densirostris (Blainville's beaked whale), 2646 nucleotides. RefSeq names its product delta like canonical Notch ligand 4 (gene DLL4). Gene Ontology annotation, biological process: Notch signaling pathway; cell communication; multicellular organism development. Gene Ontology annotation, cellular component: plasma membrane; protein-containing complex. Gene Ontology annotation, molecular function: calcium ion binding. Lineage: Eukaryota; Metazoa; Chordata; Mammalia; Artiodactyla; Ziphiidae. The transcript is spliced from 12 exons. The record is from RefSeq and is a predicted model, not a curated record. The coding region runs from base 1 to 2646 and encodes 881 amino acids.
AUGGCAGCCGCAACCCGUAGCGCCUCUGGCUGGGCGCUACUGCUGCUGGUGGCACUUUGGCAGGAGCGCGCGGCCGGCUCGGGAGUCUUCCAGCUGCAGCUGCAGGAGUUUGCCAACGAGCGCGGCGUACUCGCCAGCGGGCGGCCGUGCGAACCCGGCUGCCGGACCUUCUUCCGUGUCUGCCUUAAGCACUUCCAGGCGGUCUUCUCUCCCGGGCCCUGUACCUUCGGCAGCGUCUCCACGCCUGUGCUGGGCACCAACUCCUUCGCCGUCGGCGACGACAGUAGCGGCGGGGGACGCAACCCUCUCCAACUGCCCUUCAAUUUCACCUGGCCGGGUACCUUCUCACUCAUCAUUGAAGCUUGGCACGCGCCAGGAGACGACCUGCGGCCAGAGGCCUUGCCACCAGACGCGCUCAUCAGCAAGAUCACCAUCCAGGGCUCCCUAGCUGUGGGCCAGAACUGGUUACCGGAUGAGCAGACCAGCCCUCUCACAAGGCUGCGCUACUCUUACCGGGUCAUCUGCAGUGACAACUACUAUGGGGACAGCUGCUCACGGCUAUGCAAGAAGCGCAAUGACCACUUCGGCCACUACGUGUGCCAGCCAGAUGGCAGCCUGUCCUGCCUGCCCGGCUGGACUGGGGAGUACUGCGAACAGCCUGUCUGUCUUUCGGGCUGUCAUGAACAGAAUGGCUACUGCAGCAAGCCAGCAGAGUGCAUCUGCCGCCCAGGCUGGCAGGGCCGCCUGUGCAAUGAAUGCAUACCCCACAACGGCUGUCGCCAUGGCACCUGCAGCACCCCCUGGCAAUGCACUUGUGAUGAGGGGUGGGGAGGCCUAUUCUGUGACCAAGAUCUCAACUACUGCACCCAUCAUUCCCCGUGCAAGAAUGGGGCGACGUGCUCCAACAGUGGGCAGCGGAGCUAUACCUGCACCUGUCGCCCAGGCUACACUGGCGUGGACUGUGAGCUGGAGCUCAGCGAGUGUGACAGCAACCCCUGUCGCAAUGGAGGCAGCUGUAAGGACCAGGAGGACAGCUACCGCUGCCUGUGUCCCCCGGGCUACUAUGGCCUGCACUGCGAACACAGCACCUUGAGUUGUGCUGACUCUCCCUGCUUCAAUGGGGGCUCCUGUCGGGAGCGCAACCAGGGGACCAGCUAUGCCUGUGAAUGUCCCCCCAACUUCACUGGCUCCAACUGCGAGAAGAAAGUGGACAGGUGUACCAGCAAUCCGUGUGCCAAUGGGGGCCAGUGCCUGAACCGAGGUCCAAACCGCAUGUGCCGCUGCCGUCCUGGAUUCACAGGCGCCCACUGUGAAAUCCACAUCAGCGACUGUGCCCGCAGCCCUUGUGUCCACGGCGGCACUUGCCGCAACCUGGAGAACGGGUUCGCGUGCACCUGCCCUGCUGGCUUCUCUGGCCGGCGCUGCGAGGUGCGGAUGCCCACCGACGCUUGUGCCUCGGGACCCUGCUUCAAUGGGGCCACCUGCUACGCCAGCCUCCCCCCGGACAACUUCGUCUGCAACUGCCCCUACGGCUUUGUGGGCAGCCGCUGCGAGUUCCCCAUGAGCAUGCCCCCCAGCUUCCCCUGGGUGGCCGUCUCCCUGGGCGUGGGACUGGUGGUGCUGCUGGUGCUGCUGUGCAUGGUGGCAGUGGCAGUGCGGCAGCUGCGGCUCAGGCGGCCCGACGACGGCAGCAGGGAGGCCAUGAACAACCUGUCGGACUUCCAGAAGGACAACCUGAUCCCCGCCGCCCAGCUCAAGAACACAAACCAGAAGAAGGAGCUGGAAGUGGACUGUGGCCUGGACAAGUCCAACUGUGGCAAACAACAGAACCACACACUGGACUAUAAUCUGGCCCCAGGACCCCUGGGGCGGGGGAUCCUGCCCGGGAAGUAUCCCCACAGUGACAAGAGCUUAGGGGAGAAGGCGCCACUGCGGAUACACAGUGAAAAGCCAGAGUGUCGGAUAUCAGCGAUAUGCUCCCCCAGGGACUCCAUGUACCAGUCUGUGUGUUUGAUAUCAGAAGAGAGGAACGAAUGUGUCAUUGCCACAGAGCUGGGCAAGAGAGCUGGCUCUGGGCGCCUGGUCUGCCCGGAGCUGCUAGAGUUGGUUGAAGACUGGCGCACAGCACAGCCGGAUCCCGGCGGGCCUGGAACCCCCAGCGGCGGCGGAAGAGGCAAGUGCGACGCGCUGGCCCGGGUCAGCCCUCCACCUGCCGUCGCCCCGGGCGCCCCGGAGGUCCCGCGGCUCCCCGCGCCCCGCACCCCCACCCCGGGCUCUUUGUUACAGCCCGACUUCCUGUUUGCGGCCUCCCGACCCCGGCUCACUUCCCGGGCCGGGAAGCCACCGAAGGCCGCGAGUUUCUCGGAGACUCCGCGCCCGCUCGGCUCCGCCUCCUGCAACCCCGAAUCCCACCCACGGCCUGGGAUCCCGCGCCGGGCCGCUGCCGCGGGAAGCCGGCGUAGCUGGCGGGCCUGCGGGCGGGACCGCCCGGGCCCCAUUGCCCAGCACCAGGGGGCGCUGCGCGGCCGCGGGGCUGCUCCCGGACCGGGACCGCCGUCACCCCGCAAGGCACGGGGUCAGCCCUUCUUGGCCCUGGGGGCCACCGGGACGAUCCGGAGAGGGAGCAGCCGGACGCGAGUUCAGUGA